AGUGCACAAACAAUACAACAACAAGACAGAGAUAAUAAUAAAAAAUAGAAUAAAAAGUGAAUAGAAAAUAUAAGUAUAUACAGAAAUACACAAUAAUACAAAUAUAUAUAUAUAUAUAUAUAUAUGUGUGUGUGUGUGUGUGUGUGUGUGUGUGUAUGUACAAAUACAAAUCUGUUAUAUACAGAAGCAAGGGAAUGUAAUGCCAGAAGAGGUAUGGUAUGUUGGAUAAAUAUAAAUAGACUAAGCUGUGUGUUGCACAUAAUUAUUGCUCAAUGGGGCAGUUUUAACUGUUCAUGAGAUGGAUAGCCUGAGGGAAACAACUGUUCCUGUGCCUGAAGGUUCUGGUGCACAGUGCUCUGUUGCGCCUGCCAGAAGGCAACAGUUCAAAAAGGUAGUGGGCUGGGUGAGUGGGGUCCAGAGUGAUUUUUCCAGCCCUUUUCCUCACUCUGGAAGUGUACAGUUCUUGAAGGGAAGGCAAGGGGCAACCAAUAAUCCUCUCGGCAGUCCGAACUGUCCUUUAUAGUCGUCUGAUGUCCGAUUUCAUAGCUGAACCAAACCAGACAGUUACUGAAGUGCAGAGGACAGACUCAGUGACUGCUGAGUAAAACUGUAUCAGCAUCGCCUGUGGCAGGUUGAACUUCCUCACCUGUGAAGGAAGUACAACCUCUGCUGGACCUUUUUCACAGUGGAGUCAAUGUGGGUCUCCCACUUCAGGUCCUGUGAGAUGGUAGUGCCCAGGAACCUGAAUGACUCCACUGCUGCCACAGUGCUGUUUAGAAUGGUGAGGGGGGUCAGUGUUGGGGUGUUCCUCCUAAAGUCCACAAUCAUCUCCACCGUUUUGAGCGUGUUCAGCUCCAGGUUGUUUUGACUACACCAGUGAGCCAGCCGUUCAACCUCUCUUCUGUUACUGUAUUCUUGGACAUUAUGUGUAUUGGAUAUUCAGAUAUUUCAAUAAUAAUUGCAUGUAUUGGUGGUUUAAAAUUAGCAUGAGCAGAUAUAACAUAUUCACAUUCUCAUAUGCACUAGCAUCCAGACGCAGCUAUCAGACUGUCCAUAACAACGGCUUGAGUUUGACAGGCAGUCUUUUCAUCCAAUCACAUUCUUGCGCAAGCCGCUAGCAACUCCCACGAGGCGGGGCAGCAUGCACAGAGCAAGGAACAGAGACCACACAAACGGAACAAUUCCACAUACACGAACGUGUUUACGUCGAAUUAUCUCUCCAAAGAGUGCGUCGAGCAGAGCAAUACUGGUUGGUUUCGGUGAGAAACGCAUUCUGAACACCGGAAAGCUUCCGCAGGGCAGCUAAGCGCGGCACGAGGGAUUGCCCAACUGCAGCGCGCGCGAGGCAAGGUUUGUAAAGCGGUUGAGGAAAGAAGGCCUCGCUCAGCGUUCUUAGACCUGCGGGGAAAAGUGAAGAGCGCCGCCUGACGACCGCCGUACAGCGGGGUGGUACAGUCAGGAGACAGCGGUGAGCUCCACAAGCUCUGGCAAAAUCUGAAGAGCGCCACCAACUGCUCGCCACAAGAACUGCAUCUCCUCUUCAGCACACCAAUCGUCUUUGGUUUAGAACUGUAACUUCCUGCAGCUACCAUGAGUGACCAGGAGUAUGUGGAGCAUCAGUAUAUGUGCAGUGAGUGCCAGCAGCUCUUUAAUACCCUGGAGGAGGUGCUGGUGCACCAACAGAUCCACACAGGAGGAGAGGGGGACGAGGCAGAGUUCGUACACAGCCAUGAUGAUUAUGACACUGGGGAGAGCCAGUAUCAGUGCCUGGAAUGUGGAGCCAUCCUCAAGAAUCCAGACGAACUGCUGCUUCAUCAGGAGCUGCACAUGAGGGAGGCAGGGCAGGAGGUUUGUGAAGUCACAGAGGUGGGUGCUGUUGGUGCAGAAGUGCCAAUCCAGUACCAGUGUCUGGAAUGCCUGGCCUUCUUUGACACACCUGAACAGUGGUUGACACACAGGCAGACACACAGCAGAAGCAGUACGCAUAGCAACCUGACCAAUGAAACAUUUCAGGAAUUUGUUGUUCAGGCAGAUGGUUCAGUUGCUCCGGUUCAGUCGCUCAAUGUGCAGAAUCUAGUUCUGGAUGAACAGAGUGCCGGCCAGAUCCUAACUUUAGCCCAGGCUCUUCGAGAGCAUGAAGCCCCAUCUAAGCCUGCAGCCCCUCCUAGAACUAUGUUGGUGCCAGCAAAUCCAUCUUUGCCUGGCUCCACCUCUGCUAUGCUCCACCUUCAGUUCUGCUCCGCCCAAGCUAUUGCUGAUGGAUCUGCCUCAGUUCCUCUCCGCAGAGCUAAACUCCUUUCCCCUCUCUUACCUGCUGAUCCUAUCAGGCUAGACAAUGUGUCCACUUUGAAACUUGUCCCUUCCACUGGUCAGGUGAACACAGUAAAGAAUGAAGGCGAGGAAAUUGUAAUUAUCCAUCCAUAUGAGUGUUCUGAGUGUAAUCUGCUAUUUAGCACACCAGAGGAUUUCCUUCAACAUCAGGGGGAGCACUUCUUAGGCCAGGACAAGGAGAGUGGUAGCACUGGGGUGAUGGUGGGGUAUGAAGAAAUUUCUGUGGCUCGGGAGGAUGAAGGGAGGAGUGACGGAUCAGAGGAGGGCAGUAAAGUUGUCAAAGCUAGUGGUGGAAAGCGUACAUGGGCUGCCCACUCAGCUGGUUUAACAUCUCCUGUCUCACCCAGCAGUCUUCAGUGUGAGGAGUGCAAAAGAACGUUCACCACAGCCAAACGGCUUGCGGCACACCUUCGAGUGCAUGAACAAGGAACGCACGAGUGCCCAGAGUGUGAUAAAGUAUUUAAGAAGUUGGUGUCACUUCAGACACACAUGCGCACACACUCUGGUGAGGCACGUUUUUUAUGUGUGGACUGUGGACAUGGCUUCACCACAGAAAUGACACUCAUGAUGCACAGGAAAUCCCAUACUUCUGAGCCACUACACAGGUGCCCAUUUUGUACCAAAACCUUCACCAACAUGACAAAGUUCCUGUACCAUCGCCGCACUCACAGAACCGGUGAGCCAGCUGCACCAGCCUCUCAGUUUGUACUGGCCCAGCGAUCUCCUCUCUCCAUCAUUCAAAGAGCAAAACGAGAGACUGCUUGGAGGAGAGAAAGACAGGCACUGCCUAUGACCGAUGAAAAAAAAGAGCUUAGUGAAACAGGCACUGAUCUUACUGGAGGUAUUGCUGUGGUCUCCCAGUCUGCAGAGCCUGCAGAGAAUGGGCUUCAUGGUGAACACUCAAACAAAGAACAAGCCCAAAAUAGAUGCAAGAUGCCAACAGAUGACCCAAACCAUUCAACUACUGCCAGUGGGGAAGGAGGUGGAGAGGAAGAAGGUAAACACAACACUCCUGCUGCUGAGGAAAGGCCACAAUUCCCUUGCUCUAUUUGUACAAAAAGAUUCUCCUCGCAGAUUCGUCUGUUACGCCAUCGUCGAACCACUCACACCACUGAAAGACGCUUUAAAUGCAACAUCUGCGGGAAACCGUUCAAGAAGCAGAUCCAUCUACGGAACCACCUGCGCACACACACCGGCGAGCGUCCGUUCCAAUGCAGUGUGUGUGGAAAGACCUUCUCAUCUCUUGCCAAUCUUUCCCGCCAUGGACUCACACACACUGGAGUCCGUCCGUACAGGUGUGACAUUUGCCACAAAGCCUUCAGCCAAUCUUCUAAUCUCCGUCAACACCGUCAGCAUCUUCACAGCAACGCCACGCCCUUACCCUGUCCAGACUGCUCAGCUACGUUUAUCCGUCCUGCUAAACUCAUAGCUCACCGUUUUCUUCACCACCCAGGGUCCCCAGCACCUUACCCCUGCCCACAUUGUUCUGAGGGGUUCUUGCGCAAGCACCAGAGAGACCUGCAUUGCCUAGAGGAGCAUCCCAACCUGACACAGCUAAACAGCAUCUCCCAGAUUGGAGGUCAGCAGGCAUCAGGUUUGACGGAUGGUAGUGAGCAGCAGUGGGCUCCUCUAAUGGCAAGACCAAAUCUGGAUUGCACUAUCUGUGGUAAGCGCUUAAACUCUCCUGCAAAUCUACGCCUGCACCAGUUAAGUCACGGACUUGGGCCCGGCAGGCCACGAGGCUCCAGCUCGUCUACUGGGAAGUCCCACCCCUGUCCAGUGUGUGGAAAGCUGUUUGUUUCUGCCUCAAGUGUCACACUACAUCAGAGAGUACAUACUGGUGAGCGUCCAUAUCCUUGUGCGAUCUGUGGCAAGCGGUUUCGGCAGAACACACACCUGCGUGAGCACCUUCGCACGCAUUCAGGUGAGCGUCCGUUUCGAUGCGAGUUCUGCAACAAAGGCUUCGUCCAGAGCAUGCAUCUGGCAGAACACCGGCGCACACACACAGGUGAGAGGCCACAUUCUUGCAGUGAAUGUGGAAAGACCUUCAAGACUGUCUCUAACCUUAGGAACCAUCGUAAGACCCACACUCGCACCCAAAAACAACAGGAGCAAGUGCACAGUGGUGAAAUUACAGGACAAACCAAUACAGCAACUGUUGCUGUUGUGGAUGUCUCUGAGAUUGACCUUGCAACAGCAAUACCAACUCUUUGCCAGCAGGAAGUGCAGCUUGAACAGCCCCAAGUCAUUCAGAUACAGACAUCUAACCUUGCACAGACUCAGGGCACUCCAACUAUUUUGUGUAAUGAGUUUGGAGAGACUAUAGCCAUCAUAGAGACAAGUGGAGACCUGGCAGAGGCCAUUGAGCUGUACCACACCGCACUGGAGGGCGGCAUCAACAUGGAGGCCAUUACUGUGGACAACCUGCAGUUGAUGUGAGAGAAGUGAGGAACAGUGCAGCACUCCAUUGGCCAUUAAGGAUCAUUGAUUUUCUUUAGAUUUUGAAGAUUGUGAUUAAAAGAUGCCUUUAGAGUGGGCAGAUUUUAAAGGAUGCAACCGAAGAGACCCCAAGUUUGUGAUAAGAUGGUUCAUAAAUUUGAUGGCUCCUGUGUUCGGAAUGGGAAUGGACAGUCUGUCUUACUGCACAUGACACUCUUGUUGUGACACGGAUAGAUCCAUAUAAAUCGCAUGAAGGCAUAGAUUUCAAAAGUGAACAAUUACACCCAUUGACAGUGGUGCAAGUUGACAACACAUUAUCAAUGAUUUGAUAAUAACAGUACAUGCUCACUGAUUCCCCAUUAUCAUUCUGACCUGCAGAUUUUGUGAGGAGGUACCAAAGACAAGAACAAAUCAAAUAACAGGGAAAAGUGAGAUCAAAACAGCUAUUACUGCUCAGCAUGGACAGAAAUUGGAAAGCUAAUCUGCAUUAUGCAUUAGGUCAUUACUGCAAUGAUUAAAGGACUCAUGUGUUACAAUAUAACAUCUCUCGGUCUGUACACUGAAUGUUAUUUGUAGAAUUUUUUUAUUGUUAUAAUGCCGACUUGGAUAGGUGUUGCAAAUAAACUUAAACAGUUUGUCUCCA
This is a messenger RNA of Myxocyprinus asiaticus (Chinese sucker), 5413 nucleotides long. Its product is annotated as zinc finger protein 574-like. Bases 1591 to 4770 code for a protein of 1059 amino acids. Lineage: Eukaryota; Metazoa; Chordata; Actinopteri; Cypriniformes; Catostomidae. Gene Ontology annotation, cellular component: nucleus. The transcript is spliced from 8 exons. The record is from RefSeq and is a predicted model, not a curated record.